CACCAGUAUCAGCCGAUGUGUACGAGCGGCAUUUUUGCUAUGCUCUUAAUUUUGGACAUUUUGGUACUCUUUUCCACUUAAAACCCGCUUACGGCUUAGCAAUGGAAAACUUGGGAAGCACUUCCGGUUUCCAUAUUUUCACUCAGAAAGCUUAAAAAUUCACUGAAGCUGUUCUUCAAUCUGUAUCCAGUUUAUGAGAAAUGUCAACAAUUUUCCCACCAAACUCUUUCUAUAACCAGAAUCCGUCAGAGCAAAUCAAGACAGACUUUGCCCUUAUUCAAACGAAAACAUUGAAUCGUAUAUAGAAUAAAAAUAGGCUCAGUGCUCAAACGAAUCUCUUUUUCUUCUGCCUAGAACACCCACAAUAACGAUUCAAAAGAAUUAUCAUACCCAGAUGUCUCGCCUUUGAGCACCAAAAACGAUUCUCCCAUGUUGGGACGGGUGCAAAUGGAGGAGGGAAAUGGGGAAGGUGAAGAUCCGCCGAUUUCGGAAUCGGGGCAAUCGAAUUGGUGGGCAAGUUUCUACAGAGACAUAUUGGCGGGGGCUGUGAUGGGAGGUGUGGUGCACACAAUCGUGGCCCCCAUAGAGAGGGCAAAGCUUCUAUUGCAGACACAGGAAAGUAACAUGGCAAUCUUGACGGGGGGAACUCAUAAAAAGUUUAAGGGUAUGUUGGAUUGUAUAGUGAGGAUUGUUAGGGAAGAAGGGUUUCUCUCUUUGUGGAGAGGGAACGGAAGCAGCGUUAUCAGAUACUAUCCUUCUGUGGCUCUCAAUUUCUCCCUAAAGCACUCUCUAAGUUCCUCUGGUGAAAAUAUCUUCAUCAACUUCAUCUUGAGAUAAUAGUUCAACAGUAUUUAAACUGAGGAUUUGGUUGCAAACUUACAAUAUGGAAGGAAUUGUGUAAUGAUCUUCUGCAUGAAACAAAGAAGUUGUUUUCUCGUAACGGGUCAAUUGGUUUUGGCUCGAGCAAAAGCAAUGUGCUUUCUAUAUUCAGGCAUGAAGAUUGAAGGCUGUAAGACAUUCCAUAGAAGUAUAAAGAGUCCCACAUCAGAUGCAAUAGAAAAGUUUCAGUCAAAUCAACUCCAUUAGUUUAUCUGAUGAUAAUUACUUUGUUAUUUCUUUCUUUCUGAGUUUGGAAUAUGCUGCUCAUCAUAGGGGUAGAAUAUUGUAGAAUACAAGAGUUAGCCUUGUUGUGUAAGUUCUGCCACAAGGAAAGUUUGUGCGUGUAUUUCUUUCUUCUUGUGGUGUAUUCUGAAAGCGCAGAAUGCAGCAUUUUGGACUUUCUCACUUAUGCUCUAAUAUAUUGUGGAACUGUAAUUUUCCAUACUCAUCUUUGACUUGAACUUUCUCUAAUUCUCUAGAUGCUUAUUACCACGGAAGUUUGAAUUUUCCUGGCUACCAAAGUAGUUUGUCACUAUUGUAUCAUACUAUCAUGUGAUUAUGACACUGACUUGUGUCCGCUAUCUUAAUAAUCACGUGUGAUUUCGAAAUUUGAUUAUCGACAGCCAGAAGCUUAUAUUUUGCAGGACCUCUAUAGGAAUAUCCUGCACAACAACUACGACAAGGGACACUUCUUGGCAGGCCCAUCUGCCAAUUUCAUCGCGGGGGCCGCGGCCGGAUGUACGACGCUAGUAAUCAUCUACCCCCUUGAUAUUGCGCACACACGUCUUGCCGCUGACCUUGGGAGAACUGACAUGCGCCAAUUCCGAGGCAUCUCCCACUUCUUAAGAACGAUCCAUGAUAAAGACGGGAUUCGCGGGGUCUACCGUGGCCUCCCUGCCUCUCUGCAUGGGAUGAUCGUCCACCGUGGCCUCUACUUUGGUGGUUUUGACACCUUAAAAGAUAUGAUGAUGAUUUCAUCAUCCAAACCAGAAGUGGCAUUGUGGAAACGCUGGGUGGCGGCUCAGGGGGUCACGACAUUAGCUGGGCUGUUGUCGUAUCCGCUCGAUACAGUCCGGAGACGAAUGAUGAUGCAGUCCGGAUCGGGGGCACCGCCCAUGUACCGGAACACAUUGGAUUGUUGGAAGAAGAUUUACAAGAUGGAGGGGCCCGCGUCUUUCUAUCGUGGAGCUCUUUCGAAUGUAUUCAGGAGUGUUGGGGCGGCUGCCGUGCUGGUUUUGUAUGAUGAGGUUAAGAAGUUCAUGGAUUGGACCGGUUUGUAGCAAAAUAUGUAAUACGCAGUAGUUAACAUAUGAACUCAGUGAUUUUGAAAGGACACUUUUUUUUUUGUUUCUUAGUUUAAGUUUUCAAAAAACAUUUGUCAUUCCCCAAUCACUAUUAAUUUCAUUGCUCUUAUUAAAGGGCGGCCGGGCAUAAAAAAUUUGGAAAUAAAGAGGAUUGCUGUUUUUAUCAUUCCCC
Molecule: messenger RNA, 2355 nt
Organism: Cuscuta europaea
Lineage: Eukaryota; Viridiplantae; Streptophyta; Magnoliopsida; Solanales; Convolvulaceae
Source: the annotation of a GenBank genome assembly